Neurospora tetrasperma FGSC 2508 is the source of this 1365-nucleotide messenger RNA. RefSeq lists its product as uncharacterized. The record is from RefSeq and is a predicted model, not a curated record. The coding region runs from base 76 to 1275 and encodes 399 amino acids. Lineage: Eukaryota; Fungi; Ascomycota; Sordariomycetes; Sordariales; Sordariaceae. The transcript has 3 exons.
CUGCAUUCUUCCUCCCUCUCUGUCUUAGUUACUUGUAGCUUGGGGUCGACAAGAGGAUCGUAGGAAAUAGCAAUCAUGGUUACCACUGCUACUCAGGCGCCGUCUCGCCGCUUCCCAUCUAUGAUCGAGAUGGCCUCUCAAGCACCGUCUCGCCGUUUCCCUUCUAUGAUCGAGAUGGCCGAGACCGCCUCAAUUCGCUCCGUUGCACCUUCUUACAUCUCCGAGGUGCCUUCCUACCAUUCGGAUCGGUACUCGUAUGCCGAUCCAUACAACCUUCCGGCGGAGCCUGCACCGCCUUACUCACCGCCAGCUGCAGGAUGGGAUAUGGCUGGCCGGCUCGGGGUCCUCUCCUCUCUAGUUCCCGCAACACUUCCCGAUCCGCCGGAAGAGCCCCGCCGCGAACGUAGUCGCACCCGUACCCGUGCCGGGGCUGCCACCGAGACUUCGUCCGGCAGUACUUCUCGGGGUACCUCAAGAACCGCCAGUAGAACUAGCGGUAGCAGAACUACUUCCGAAACCACUACUGCAACUACCACCAGCACAACACGACACCGAAACCGCCUCGGUACCAAUUCGGCCGCCAAUGACAGUUCGAGCACCAUUGCCAGGCUCGGAAACAACCAGAAUCGGAGCACCACCAACAUGAGGACUAGCGCGGCCGCCAGCUCCACCUCCCUCCCCACCACCACCACCAACGCCGGUUCCCGUCCCGUCGCCGGCACCCGGACCCGGGCCCAGACCACCCCAGACACCCCCUCCCGAUCCACCAACUCCAGCUCUCCUCCUCCUCCCAGGGUCGGUCUUCCCCCGGUACCCUCCGGCCCGCCGUCGCGGACCGACUUCCCGGUGCUUGGCGACUUCCGCAUCCCUUCCCUCUCAUCCAUGUCCUCCAACCCCAACCUCCGCCAAUACCAAAACGUCGCGCAAAGGCGCGCAGCAGCCAACGCCUCCACCACGAACUUGGACGGUCUCAGACGGGCUCUCGAUCGCAUCGAAGAGGAGCGUAAUAACCCCAACCCGAGCAACAACGCGGCCCGCCCGCGACCGCUCGAGGAUCCGUACCUGGUAGGCGAGGAAGCGGCGGCCAAAGCGCGGCGGGAGAGGCUGGCGAGGGAGAAUGGCGAUAUCUUGAUUCAGGAGAACCAUCGGUGGGAUCUGUUUCUGAACCUCACGAGAGAACAAGAAGAGCGCCAACCGGGCUGGCGCCGGUUCCGCAAGAACAUGGAAACGCGCACCAGCAAGCUGCCUUUCCGGCUCGGCAUGCGGGCGCGAUAGCGUCGGGCUGGCUGUAUGCCGCUUGUGUCGCGGCGAGAAGAAGCAGCAGCAGCAGCAGCAGCAGCAGCAACUUCAGAGACAGCAAGGCUG